AGAGCCUCCUGGAAGCCAAGAGGGGCGGGGAGACACACCAAGAGAAGCUGAAGAGACCAAAAGUUGAGACAGACCAGAUCAGGAGGGGAGGCAGAAGAGAAAGCCUAGCAGAAGGAGGACUGAGAGGCACUUGCCAGUCCGAGACCCCAGUCCUAUCCCACUCAUCCUGACCUUUAUUAGUUUGAGUGCUGGGAAGCCCAGCUGGAUGCAGGCAGCCUGGCUCUUGGGGGCCCUAGUGGUCCCUCAGGUUUUGGGUUUGGGCCAUGGAGCCCGGGGUCCUGGGAGGGGGUGGGAGGGAGGUUGGGGAGGGGCCUUGGAGGAGGAGCGAAAGCGGGAGUCCCUGAUGUUGAAGAAUCUACAGGAGGCCCUGGGGCUGCCCACUGGGCUGGGAAAUAAGGAUAGUGUUGCUGGAAAUCCUGAAGGCAAAGGGGUCUGGGGGACCAAGGAGACUCAAGGAGAAGAAGAGGAAGAGGAAAUCACCACAGCACCUACUUCCAGUUCCAAUCCUUUCCCCAGCCCUUCUCCUACACCAGAGGACACCAUCACUUACAUCUUGGGCCGCUUGGCUGGCCUGGAUGCAGGCCUACACCAAUUGCACAUUCGUCUGCACGCUUUGGACACCCGUGUGGUCCAGCUGACCCAGGGACUGCGGCAGCUGCGGGAUGCUACAAGUGACACCCGCGACUCCGUGCAAGCCCUGAAGGAGGCACAGGUCCGUGCUGAGCAGGAGCACGGCCGCUUGGAGGGCUGCCUGAAGGGCCUGCGCCUGGGCCACAAGUGCUUCCUGCUAUCGCGGGACUUCGAGACACAGGCGGCGGCGCAGGCGCGGUGCAAGGCGCGGGGCGGGAGUCUAGCGCAGCCGGCAGACCGCCAGCAGAUGGAUGCGGUGGGCCGGUACUUGCGCUCUGCCCUCGCCCCCUACAACUGGCCCGUGUGGCUGGGCGUGAACGACCGGCGCUCGGAAGGGCUCUACCUUUUCGAGAACGGCCAGCGUGUGUCCUUCUUCGCCUGGCACCGCGCACCCAGCCCGGAGCCCGGCGCCCAGCCCAGCGCGGCAUCAUCACAUCCACUCAGCCCGAAUCAGCCCAAUGGCGGCGUCCUGGAGAACUGCGUGGCGCAGGCCUCGGACGACGGUUCCUGGUGGGACCAUGACUGUGAGCGGCGCCUCUACUUCAUCUGCGAGUUCCCCCUUUAGAGAGCCGGUCCUUGCCCCAGAGCUCGAGCACACGUUCUGCUCAGUGCACCCUACGGUCUGGGGUCGCUCAGAGGUUGACAGUAACCAUGAAUAAAUUUUAAUAAUUAGAGGCUUUUUAUUUUAGAUACUGGCACCCAGACUGAUUGCGGCCGGGUCUGCACCUGAGAGAACUUCAAAGAUGCAGCCCCUAGCCAUAUCAGCCCAGAGCUGAUACGCUUGUGGGCAAACCCCCGCAAGAUUACAUGUAGUCUGCCUGCGUGUAGGCAGGGGCUUAUUUUAACGUGAAUGUCCUGCAGUUGUCCUAGUCAUCUUUUGAGUAGAGGAAGCAAGUUUGAUUACAAAAGCAGAAAUAGCAUUCUUACUAUCUUGCUAGAACAGCAGACUUUACAAGAUCAGUCACUUUAAGAAGAGUCUUUAACGUCGUGGGUGGGGGUGGACGGUACAGUCCGUACAAGACCCUGAGGCAGUUUUUGAUUUUGGUCUCUCAAGCAUAGUAAGUCUAAACGUUUAAGUGUAAUGUUCACCAUCACACCUACAAAUUUGCACUCUGCACACUUCAAUACAUCGUGCACCCUGAGCCUCACACUGUAUGCCUUGCCUUGCACUUUGCACCCUGAAUCCAGAACCCUCUUUGGAUCCGAAGUGCCACCAGUCCCGGCCGAUUGGGCUCCCCCGAGAGAUACCCUAUGCAACUUCUCCAUGUCCCCAUGUGUCCUUGAAGCUUCAAGCUCCCAGCUAAGCUCAGUGCCAAUAAACCCUGUAAGAUAAUUUGAGGGCCUGUGGAGACACCUGGCCUUUAUCUUGCCUGGGGAAAGUCAGGAAGAACCAGACCCUGACUUUGGAUACUUGCACCUGUCUUUUUAAAAUACAGAAUGUUGGAGAGCAUUUGUGCAUAGAGCACAUGGUUGUGCACAGAUGUCUGGCAUAUUCUUGCACCUAUGUGGAUGCCAACAUUCCUAGCAUGCUUCCUCAUGGAACCUUUAGGACCUGAGCCCUGUCAUUGUUUUACACGUUGGCUUUGCUCCUGAGCAGAGAAACCAAGGAAACAUCAAGGUUUGCUCCAG
Molecule: messenger RNA, 2259 nt
Organism: Peromyscus eremicus (cactus mouse)
Lineage: Eukaryota; Metazoa; Chordata; Mammalia; Rodentia; Cricetidae
Gene: Clec11a
Product: C-type lectin domain containing 11A
Exons: 4
Coding region: 206-1195 (329 amino acids)
Source: RefSeq, a predicted model, not a curated record